Messenger RNA from Dothidotthia symphoricarpi CBS 119687, 1324 nucleotides. RefSeq lists its product as uncharacterized. The transcript is spliced from 2 exons. NCBI's taxonomy places the organism in Eukaryota, Fungi, Ascomycota, Dothideomycetes, Pleosporales, Dothidotthiaceae. The record is from RefSeq and is a predicted model, not a curated record. The coding region runs from base 173 to 1228 and encodes 351 amino acids.
GCAUCGUAUUGUAAAGCCCAUCUUCACGACGUGAUUUUCUCCCCUUCUAUUCUCUAGUUCUACUUCCUCUUGUCUUGUAUAAUCUUUAUCGGCCGGUCCGUUUCUAACUCCUAAUCGAUCGAUUAAUCGACAAUAUCGAUUCUCUACCACGCACCCUCCACUCUCACACAAGAUGCACAAACUCAUCCUCACCACCCUCUCCCUCGCCGUCCUCACAACAGCCUCCCCCUUCGCGCAGCCCAUCCCACAGCGAAAAGGCAGCGGCCGCGUACAAACCGCGGCCCAACAGGCCGCAAAGGUCCCCGCGGGAAUAUCCACCGCAACCGACGGGUCCACGAUCCUCGACGACACAGUGAUGGUAAACGGGCUACCGAUUCGCUUCAGAAUCGCCGCGCCAGCUGACCAGUUUCUUCCCGCGUCCGGCGUGCCCGGCGCCGCUGCCACUUCUGCGAACGGCACCUUGGGCGCAAAUGUACUGCUGCACGGCGACGGGGGUCAGUCUUUCUUCGACCUGCCGAAUCAAGCUGUGCAGGCAAACACCAUGGGCGUUGCGCUCCUCGCACCGAACGACAAUCUGUUCUGGGGCGGGGGGUCGGGCCUGCAGCGUACUGAUGGCGUCGCACACGCUCAAGCCGUCAACGAUUGGAUACAGACUGAGAUGCCGAAGCGAGUGGCUGUGAAUAUGAGCGCUGUGGUAUUCACAGGCGUCAGCGGUGGAUCGUUGUUGAUGAGCGGGUUCUUCAUCCCGGCGCAGAUGCAGAACUAUGCAAACAGCGCUGUGGAGUUGAAUUGCGGUGGGAUGGCUCCCCAAUCUGCUGUGAAGAAUGCCGCGCAGGUCAUGGCGCAGACGCGCAUUCACUUCCAAUCCACGCAGUCUGAGCUCAAGCUCCUCCAAGGUAGCAUCCCACAAUCUGUUGCAGCAUACGAGCAACUCGCCGCAGAUGCAGGCAUGACACCCGACCAGAUCAGCGCUAUGCAGACGGUGGACAACACGCCAGCGGGCGGACACUGCGAGUUUGAUGGGCAGGAUUUCGUCACUGGGGUGCAGACUAUGUUGACAAGUUAUUCGAACGUGGUGCAAGGGGGCGAUGGCGUGGUAACGGGGUUGGGCACGCCAAGUACGGGAAAGGUUACGACGGGAGUGGUGGGAAAUGAAAAGUUGACGUUUGCGGGUGGGCGGAAGAGGGAUUCUGAGAUGGAGAGCAUGGUGAGAAUGAGAUGGGCGUAGGAUACCGAUUUUGUUGUCGAGUCGGAUGUGUAAACGCGUGCGUACGAUAGGAAGUCGUGGCAGCUCUAGAUACGCGAAUCAUUAGCAUGUCACAAU